UCAUCUUUCGAAGGAAGGGUGUGGAAAGAGUUCGGCGCUAACGAUCAGUGGACGUUUCAGUUAAUUUAACUUUAUUUUAAUUUUAUCAGUUGUUUCCUGAUCUUUUGGUUAUUUUUGUGCCCUUCACAGCUUUUCAAAUAACUCUUCUUCAGCUUUACGCAUUUAGCAUAUAUUUUAUUGUUGCCGGUGUCUGCGUAUUUAACAUGGGGGAAGAUAGCCAGUAUUGAUGAUUACGCCGCGCUACCAUUAAUUGACAAAGUUAAGAUUUCCUGUGUCAUUUUUAGUUUGUUCAAAAAUGGGUUGUGCUGUAAGUUCAGCAGCUGACAAAGAAGCUGUCGAAAGAUCAAAGAAAAUUGACAAAGAUCUCAGAGCUGAUGGUGAACGACAAGCCCGAGAAGUGAAAUUGCUGUUGCUAGGUGCAGGUGAAUCUGGUAAGAGUACUAUUGCCAAGCAAAUGAAAAUUAUUCAUGAAGCAGGAUAUUCUAAAGAAGAGUGUGCACAGUAUCGCCCAGUAGUCUAUAGUAAUGCCAUACAAAGCCUGAUGGCUAUUAUUAAGGCCAUGGACCAAUUAAAAAUAGAUUUUGCUGAUCAUGCAAGAAUUGAGGAUUCUAGGCAGUUUUUUACUAUAGCCGGUGCUUCCCAGGAUGGUGAAUUAACUCCAGAACUGGCAGCAAUAAUGAAAAGGCUAUGGCAAGAUCGAGGUUUACAGCUGUGCUUUUCUCGCUCAAGAGAAUAUCUUCUGAAUGAUUCUGCUGCAUAUUAUCUGAAUGCAUUGGAUAGAAUAAGUCAACCAAACUACAUUCCUUCACAGCAAGAUGUAUUAAGGACUAGAGUCAAAACUACUGGCAUAGUAGAAACACAUUUUACAUUUAAAGGAUUACAUUUUAAAAUGUUUGAUGUUGGUGGGCAGAGGUCAGAGAGGAAAAAAUGGAUCCAUUGUUUUGAAGGUGUAACUGCCAUUAUUUUCUGUGUAGCUCUAAGUGGAUAUGAUUUAGUUUUAGCAGAAGAUGAAGAAAUGAAUCGAAUGACAGAAAGUAUGAAGCUGUUUGAUUCUAUAUGUAAUAAUAAAUGGUUUGUUGAGACUUCAAUAAUACUUUUCUUGAACAAAAAGGAUCUGUUUGAAGAGAAAAUUACCAAAUCUCCUCUUACUAUAUGUUUUCCUGAAUAUACAGGAAGUAACACAUAUGAAGAAGCUGCUGCAUAUAUUAAAAUGAAAUUUGAAAGCCAAAACAAGCGGAAAGGUACCAAAGAAAUAUAUACACAUUUUACGUGUGCUACGGAUACCAACAACAUUCAAUUUGUCUUUGAUGCUGUCACUGAUGUGAUUAUUAAAAACAAUCUAAAGGAUUGUGGUUUGUUCUAGUUAUGUACAUUUUUAUAUAUUUUGCUCCUGUGAAUUGGAAACAGAAUGCCAUUGCAUGAAUUUAGGUUGAAGACUGUACACAAGACAUUUUUCUUGCCAGAUAUUUUUAAUGGAUAAAAUUGCACAUAUUUCCUUACACUAUAUUUGAUAGCUGUACAUUCCUUUUUGGUGUUUUAGUAUUAUAUUCUACACAUAUUUUUCAAGUCUGUGCCAAUCAUUUUCUUGGAUAAAAGUUUUGGAACUGAUGUCUUCCAGAAAAAUUUGUGCCUUCUAUUAUCAAUUUAUUGUCUUAUGCCAGAAGGAUGUUUUGCCAAAUGAAAUUGAUCUUCUUGAUGCAUAUUGCUAUCAUUUUGGUGCAAGUGUACUUUUAACAGUCUGUUGUUAAAAAAAAAAAAUUUUUGGGGGGGGAUUGCUUUAGUCAGUUUAAGAAGCUGAAAUUGUGUCGAAUUUUUAUAAAUAUUGCUUGUGCUUGCAUAAAAUAUUUUUUUAUUUAUUUUUUGACUUUUACAUUUUUCUAAUCAUUUUAAUAUCUUGUAUUAACUUUUUCUAAUAGUUCUGAAUGUUUCUAUACAUUUAUGCAAUUUUUUAAAUAUUCAAGUUGUCUGUGAUGAACAUUAUUAUGAUUCUUUGAAAAUUUUACUGGGUUUAAUGAUAUGUAAAACAUGUUUGUAGGAUUUGAAGUGAACUUAUUUGUAAAUUGAUAAAUGUGAAAUUUCUAUUUGUUUAUACAAGUGUACCUGAUGCUUUUAAAAGGAGUAAAAUUUUUGAUUUGAAGAAAUAUCAUUUGGAAAAUAUUUUGAGAAAAUGCAGAUGUAUAUUCUGAACAAUUCUUAUGGACACUUUAUCAUUAUUUUUCCCAUCUCUCCUAUUUGAUAAUUUAUUUUAAAGACAGUGGAAAGUUGGUAUUUUCUUAAUUGUCUGGUUUAAUGAUAAUCUGAGCAUAAUCCUGUACAAAAUUGCUAUCGUAUGUUUCACUAGUUCACAUAUGAAUUAUUUAGCAUUCCAGUACUUACAUAUUGCUUCAUGUCAUUUUUUGAUUUAACCUGAACUGAAAUGGAAUCAUAGACUGUGUAUAAAAUAAUAAAUAGCAUGCUAGUUACAAUUGGCAACAUGAGUCAUUGCUUUGGGUGUUAAGUAAUGUUUAAUUAUUAUUAUUAUUUAAUAUUUCUUUUUUGAUUUAUACAGUCAGCCAGAGAUUUUAUUUUAACUGUGAUAUGCAAAUGUGCAUUAAUGUUUGGAUGUAAAAAUUUCUGUAUUUUUAAACAUGCUAGCAGAAUUACAGAUUGCUGUUAAAUUGUUUUUGAUUAACAAAAUAUUGUUAUUUUUGAAAAAAUUCUAGAUUAUUAUUGUUUGUACGUGUAUUUUCCAAUGUAAGUUUGUGUUUGGGCAGGGAAUAUAAAUUAUGCCAUGAAUAACUUGUGUGAAGUGUAGCAAGAAACAUUAUUAUUAAUACUUCUUGAAAGUAUUUAUUAGUUAGCAUAAAUGUUAGCAGAAUUCUUGUUAAUAUUUAUUUCUAUGUAUGGCAAGCUCUAAACAUUUUAGGACUGACAGUGGAUUAGAUUUAUUGAACAUGUUCAAAAAUUGUAAAAAAAGUAGAUACAUCUGCUGUAAAGACUCAUGAAGAAAAUUUAAAAUAAUGAAUUAUGAAGAAAUGUUUUGUUAAAAGUAGCUCUGUUUAUAAUUAAUAAUAAUAGUCCUUACAAUAGCCAUAAUUUUCCAUUCUGAGAGAACUGAAAUCACAACUUCGUAUAAGUAUUUAAUCAAUUUUUUGUUAAUUUUUCAAGUUAAUGAGUUUGGAGCUGAAGGGAAUAAAAGCGUAAACUAAAUUUAGUAUGCUUUCAGCUAUAUUUGUUUUCCAUUUAAGAGUAUAACACAAGUUUUAUUGCAAUCAGCUACUAUAAAGUUUUAUUUUUUCCAUCAAAUCUGUUUGCAAGUGCAGUAAAUGUAAAUUUAAUAUUUUAAAUAUUAUAAAAUGUUAAAACAAAAUUGAGCAGUUUUAAAGGGGUCCAUAGAAUUGUGUUGUGUGGCUGUUAUAUCGUACAUCUGCAUAAUGAAUAAUAGUUCCUUAUUUUGAGAUUCCAUUUUCAUUUCUUGCCAUUUAAUUCUUGUGGACAUCAAAUACAAACUAUAUAUAUUUCUUUUGCAUUUUGUGCUGUGAAUAGGAAGCAUUUGUGAUUACUUUCCAUUUAAUGUAUUUCUACCUGUAAAUCUUAAAAAAUUUACAGUAUUUCUUUGUAUCAUGUAUCAAUCAUCAUUUAACUUUUUUGUGUAUCUGUGUAUUAUUUUGUAUUAUACAUGUAAUAUACUGACUUUUUGUGGUAAAUAUGUACAACUAAAUGAAACACAAUAUCAAGUUGGUCAAUUGAAAUCAAGUUUUUUUUUUUUUUUUUUUUUU
Messenger RNA from Stegodyphus dumicola, 3758 nucleotides. RefSeq names its product G protein alpha i subunit (gene Galphai). The record is from RefSeq and is a predicted model, not a curated record. Lineage: Eukaryota; Metazoa; Arthropoda; Arachnida; Araneae; Eresidae. Gene Ontology annotation, cellular component: heterotrimeric G-protein complex; cytoplasm. Gene Ontology annotation, molecular function: G-protein beta/gamma-subunit complex binding; GTP binding; GTPase activity. Gene Ontology annotation, biological process: adenylate cyclase-modulating G protein-coupled receptor signaling pathway.